AAGGCAUCUUUUUCUUGCGGCUGCUUUUUAAUUUCCUGCUUUCUCUAAGGAAGCCUGUGGGCUGUCAUCCCAGAAUGUCCCCUCAGCCAGGGACAGUGGCUUGACUGUCCACUCUCCACUCCCACAGGCGAGCUUCUCUCUUUGGAGCCAGCCCCAGGCGGCUGCUGUCCAGCAGGAUGGGCCCCGCCAAGCCAAGCGCUCCUUCUCCACAAUGGGAAGCAGAUUGCCCAUUAGAAGGCAGAUCUUUAUUUCAAAAGGUUGAAUAGGCUGCAACUUAAAAAGGGUUUCCAGCUGGCUAAAUUUAGGGCAAGGGACAAGGUCCAACCCGAGGAAGCUUGCUGGCCCUGUGCCGGCCGCGACAGCCUCUUGAUGGGGAGCGGAUGUGCUCCGCCUCAGCGCCUGCCUCUUGCGAGGGUGCCGUCUCCAAGGUGGUGGCACUGUGGCAAGCGGGCCUCUGCAGAAGGUCCAGACCAGGCCAGCUCGGAAGCGCAGCCAGGAGCCGGGCCCUUGACAACCCGGACCGGAAGGAAAGCACGCAGCACGCAGCACGCAGCCCCCGCCCGUGUGCGCGCCUGUGCGUGCUCAGCUACGGGGCUGCUGCUGAGGCCUGGAGAAGCGCCGCGGGGCAGCCACCUCCUCCCUGGGCCCGCUCCCCUGUCCCGUUCCUGGGUGGGAAACAGCAGCUCCUCCCCCUCCCGUCUCAGCGCCUGGCCCACCACAGACUUCGCGGCGCGUGUGGAGCUCCGCAGGACGCAGCAUGGGAGCUGCACCCAGACCCCACUCAAGUCCAGCCUGUCCGAACAGCAGGUCCAUCCCCUCACACUGCUGGGUUUCACUCUUUCCGGGAAGUCUGCAUUUUUAGAGAUGCUUGGAGACACUGCUGCACUGGACAAGAAGAUCGUCAGUACUCCGCGGCAAAGUCACGUGCGGGGUCUGUUCUCCUCUGGCUGCUACAGGAGCAGAGAAGCAGAAGGUGACCUCUGACCUUUGAGCAAGGAAAGCAGCACGUGCCCAUCCCACUUCCAGGCAGCGCUCAGGUGAAACUCAUAUCACAUUACACCCUGGCUGUCCGAGGCCUGCAGCCUCUGGUCCUGGCCUGGUGACUUUCCAGGAUCCCGAGGAGCGACUUCCGGCUGAGCCCUGUGCUUCUAUGGCCAUUCCCUGUGCUGCCCUGGCUCCCUGGGGUCACCUCCCUAGGCAGAAAGCGCCCGGUUGGCCGUGAAAGGAGGAAGAGUGAGCCGAUGCGACCCCACCACUGGGACAGUGUGGCUGUGACACAGCAGCAGAGGAAGGACCCGGACACACCCGCAGGAAGGACAGACGACAUAGAUGACCCUCGUGCUCCGUCGUCCUGCAGAGCUGAUGGGGAGGGGUGGGAGAGGGCGUGAGUUCCUCUGGGGGAGGCGGACGUUUUGGAGGUAGACAGGCGGAGAUUGCGCACCAUCCUGAACUCGCUAAACGUCCCCGAGGGUUCACUUUGAAAUGGUUCAGCCUGCGAUAUGUGUGUUUCAUUUCAAUUGGAGACAGCCCAGCGUUCCUGUCUGGCGGCUGGGAGCUGAGACCUGAGUUCCCCCCUCCCUUUUCCUGAGCUGCCCACAGCCAUGCCUAAGGAGACCGGGAGGACCCGGGUGACUGCGCCUUCCCCACCUUUCUGCCCUUGCUGGCUCCGGACCUGGUGUUGAGACGGCUUCCUCUGCUGCACGUUCUGUCCUGUAGCCCCGAGCCAGCGGGCCCACGCCCGCAGCAGGCCACUGCCCUUCUCUCCCGACUGCGGUGGCCACCUGUGCUCUGGAACAGGGUUCCUGCCAGCUACAGAAAACCGGUACCAACGCAGCUUUACCCGUCACCCGUGCCUGGUGUCUGGGCUCCCACCUGGGCCCUCGCCAGCCUCCAGGGGCACCAGCCAGGUAGGGUGUAUGGAGGACACAUCCAGGGAGAGGCAGGACAGACAGAUUCCUAGAGAGGGCGAGAAGGUGGAGGAGAAGAGAGAGAAGAGAGAGGAGGCACUGCCCACACGAGGCCCCGGGCGCGGACGGUCUCCCAACUCUCCCUCUUAGGAGCCUUGAGUGUGCGUCCUUCCCUUUUAUGGCAGCGUGUUCUGGGCCUGACAAAGCCUCGAGUGCAGCAGGUCCCUCACUGCCUGGGUUGGUGCCCAAGGCCCAGGCGCUCCUCAUCGACUUCGGGAAAGACUGUUCUUACCUCGGAAGGCAUUCUGCUCCUGUGGUCUCGGCGAUCUCUGCCCAGGGCCUGCCCCUGUGUCCUGGGGGAGUCUCGGCCCACAGCCUUCUUCCUGAGAGCUGAGGAUGGCCUUAAAAAGCAGGAUCACGGCGUGCUCUUGGCCGGCACUCAUCGGGAGCCUUGCUAUGGCCCUGCGUGCAGAACUGUCGGGUGCACCUCUGGGGUCCAGCCUGAGCGUGUGUGGCUCGGACCUUGUCGUGUGCUGAGGGUGUGAGGGCAGGGAGGAGCUUGGAGGUUUAAAGAUCCCCUGCUACCUGCCUCCUGGGUGCAGGACCGGCCCCUUCUGAGCCUCCCAUUUGUGACGUGGUUGUCUCCUCCUCAUCCCUUCACUCCCCUCAAUUCUUCUUUCUCUGUCCAAGAGCGCUGAAGAGCCGCUGAAGGAUGCUGAGCUGGAAGUAAACUGCGUGCCCAGUGAUAUAAUUUUAACAGUCGCGAUAUCACGCUCAGACCUGUCCUUUGAAGAGACUACCUUCAGAGGGGCAUGGUUGUGUACCUGCAAUCCCAGCACUCUAGGAGGCUGAGGCAGGAGGACUGCAAGUUAGAGCCCAGUCUGGACAACUUUGAAAUUCACCAAGACCCUGGCUCAAAACAACAAGAAGAACAACAGUGACAGCAAAAUGCCCUUCGUCUGCUUUACUGGGAGAGGGCAGAGGGAGGGGACAGGUGAAGC
Molecule: messenger RNA, 2908 nt
Organism: Fukomys damarensis (Damara mole-rat)
Lineage: Eukaryota; Metazoa; Chordata; Mammalia; Rodentia; Bathyergidae
Exons: 5
Coding region: 370-984 (204 amino acids)
Source: RefSeq, a predicted model, not a curated record